GUACAGCUUGCAAACACGUCCUACAACACAGUCGUCAAGCGAAAUAGUGAGUAUACAUGUCCACCGUGGUUCAUCUUCACCAGUGCAUAUAUGUUUGAUGUUGUAUUUGACAUCGGUAUUACUGCAUUCUGGGAUCAUUGGAAAAUCCCACAGAAGCAGUGGAAAAAUAUUUGUGACAAAUAUGUGCAAUGA
Laetiporus sulphureus 93-53 is the source of this 192-nucleotide messenger RNA. Its product is annotated as ubiquinol-cytochrome C reductase UQCRX/QCR9-like protein. The record is from RefSeq and is a predicted model, not a curated record. The transcript is spliced from 3 exons. Gene Ontology annotation, biological process: mitochondrial electron transport, ubiquinol to cytochrome c. Lineage: Eukaryota; Fungi; Basidiomycota; Agaricomycetes; Polyporales; Laetiporaceae. The annotation marks the transcript as partial.